Neocloeon triangulifer is the source of this 1426-nucleotide messenger RNA. RefSeq lists its product as uncharacterized. The transcript is spliced from 4 exons. NCBI's taxonomy places the organism in Eukaryota, Metazoa, Arthropoda, Insecta, Ephemeroptera, Baetidae. The record is from RefSeq and is a predicted model, not a curated record. Gene Ontology annotation, molecular function: sequence-specific DNA binding. Gene Ontology annotation, cellular component: snRNA-activating protein complex. The coding region runs from base 222 to 1406 and encodes 394 amino acids. Gene Ontology annotation, biological process: snRNA transcription by RNA polymerase II; snRNA transcription by RNA polymerase III.
AAUGCGCUGAAUGUUGCCCAAGAAGUCAAAGUUAUGUCGAAAAUGGCUCAAUUUUGAAUGGAUUGUGUCGCAGAAGCACUUUUGGCAGAACUUACCACUCUCCUAAAAGUGCACUCAAGAUAAUCGCUGCAUCCGACGUCGCAUGAAAAUUUCUAUCCGACGAAAGGAGCGAGACAACCGAAGAGAGCCUCACCCAACAAGAUUAUUUUAUUUUAUGAAUCAUGGCCAGCAAGCCUUCAGAAGAGCCUGCCAGUUUGUUUUUGGCCACUUUGGCCGACGUAAACCGCCUCAUAAACAACAUGGAGAACAAGACUGAGGGCGCCGUGGGCCCAUGUUUUGCCAACUUGGCAGAGGAAUGGCGCAAGAUGCGAUUCUCCUACAUCUUCAGCCGACCGCACCAAGAGGAGAUGCUCGAGUUCACUCCUGUCACCUUUCUGGCCGCCAAGGUCAACCUGCAGCCACCUACGGAAAUGGAAAGACGGCCGUACGCCCUCUUGGUCCUCUACGCACUCUACCUCAAACAACCGUGCACUGGAAUUUGUCAAAUUCGACUGACUCACAUCGACUGGAAGCAUUUCCUCGACCUUUUCCGUUACUGCGCGGAAAACGACCUCAAAGAGCAGUGCUACAUUUUUGAGAAACUGUGGAGAUUGAAUGCUUUCGACUUUGUCUACAGCCCAAUCGAUCUUUCCUUUCUGCUCAACAAGAAGAGCUGCUACGAAGAUCUGGGAAUCGUGGCCAAAGAAUCCAUAAUGGAAGAGGUUGACCCGGCUUUGACCGACUCAAAACGCUUGCUGGAUGAAGGUGACCUUGGAAAGGUGACUGAGGCACAGACUGCUUACAAUGAGAUGGCUAAAAACAUCAGUGGCAUCGGCCCCAGCAGCAUCUCUGAGCAAUUGCAAGCGAUCCUCAAUAGAGUGCCGAAAAAGUGGGCCAAGUACAAGACAUUUGUCAACGCCAACCGCAGAAUGUGUGUUGACGAAGAGGUGGAGGUUGACGACGAGGAGCGUGGAAUUGGCGAGCGACGCAGAAGUUUGAUUCUCCGGCCUGUGAGUGGCGAAGAUCCAAGCACUGAGAAGGCAAUUCCGGAAACUGCCACUAGAGCGAAGGGACGGACUCCAUUAGACCCUAAAUAUUCCUUCAUCUACACCCACAAUAGCAAAAAGCAAGCAAGAUGCAUGUCCGAAAAACUAAGAAAACUUACAAAAGAGGGCAGAAUGGAUUCUUUUGAAGAGCUGGACGACAAUGAGAUGGAAGUGGGCGCCUCGGAAAUUGUGCAAAGUGAGGCUGAAGAACAAAUGGAGUGUGAUGAACAUCGAGAAGUUGAGGAUACAAAUGAGGAGCAAGUUUUGGAAAAGGCUUUGAGCAUGCCAAUUGUACAGUGGACAGACAAUGAAAAUGAUUGAAAUUCAAACUAAAAAAUAAA